This is a messenger RNA of Phyllopteryx taeniolatus (common seadragon), 3388 nucleotides long. It is a transcript of the gene znf362a, whose product is annotated as zinc finger protein 362a. Lineage: Eukaryota; Metazoa; Chordata; Actinopteri; Syngnathiformes; Syngnathidae. The transcript has 10 exons. The record is from RefSeq and is a predicted model, not a curated record. Gene Ontology annotation, cellular component: nucleus. Bases 935 to 2215 code for a protein of 426 amino acids.
UGCCACUUUGUCCCAGUCAGACAAGCAUCACAUAAGUUGACUGCACUUUACGCAUGACACACUUUACUGAUAACAGACCCGCUAAUAAACAAGUUGAGCCAAAACAACAUAUACCUGUUUGAAUUAGUUUACAAUGAACAGGUAUAUUAUUAUUAUUGGCCAUGUUGCAAGAAGUUAGUCUGAUGCUGACAAUGAUAAUUUCUCCUUUCAGCACUGUCGUCACAACACGUUGCUUAUGCGAAGCUAGACAGCCAGCAAAGUAAUCAAGAAAGCGCCAUACACAAGGCGUUAUUUUCUUCUUUUUAUGGAAGUCUCUUGUGCUGAUACAAAUCUCAGUUAUAGUAACUGAAACCAGAGAUGCGGGGAAUUGAGUCAAAUACUUGUCUCGAGUCAACUCGAGUUGCCAGAUUUACGACUUGCGACUUGCUUGCCAAAUACUUCAGAAAGACUUGACUUUGACUUGAACUACAUGACUUGACAAGUCAUCUCAUUUAGAGUUGGAAAUCUGCAUUUUAAUUGAAAGUAUGCCUUUUUUUUAAGAAAUAAACUUUUUUUGGGGGGGGGUCAUUUGCACCAACCUGGCAACCACAGUCUGCAUGAACAACGAUGGAAGGAGCUCCAAUGAUAAUACAAUGUGGAUUCCAAAUAUUAUGUUGUCAAUUAAGUUUGUAAAAAGAGGACGGCAACCUGCAUGGUUUGCAACUCGCCCAUUAAAGACACGACGACGACGUUGAACUUCAUCCGUCACUACAAAACUCACAAGGACAGGACCCAGAAGUGAACACAACAAGCGACCCGGAAGGUUUCAAGUCCGCCUGACUGCAAAUCGAGACGAAAAGAAAGACGAGUAGCGAUCGUUCCCGAAAAGAAAGAAAAGAAGAAUCCGCUCGGCCGUCUGCUCCAUCCUGCGCAGGCCAGGCAGUCAUCCAUCAGAAUGGCUGAACCUCGCUUUAACAGCCCCUAUUUUUGGCCCCCGCCACCUGCCAUGGCUGUCACUCAGGAGCAGCUGAUGGCGGAGAAGAUCCGGGCAUCCCAUCCAGCCCCUGUCACGCUCCCUUCCCAGCAGCCCUUGCUGUCUCCGGCCGGAGGCCAGCAUGUGGCGUCCAAAAUCCACCAGCCGGACGUCGUCCUGCACGCCAGCCCCGCCCGACCCACCUCCAGCUCACUCACGGGUCGCAUUCUCGGCGAUGUCAACUUGAACCUGGACGAAAAAGCGGCCAUCAAAGCCAGGGGAUUGUGGGAGGACUGGCGUCAGCUCAUCGAGCAUCCCGUUCGGGCGAACCACCUCUCAGGCGUUUCGCUGGCGUCUAGAACCGGAAACCUCAACAACUCUGAGCUAACGUCCCCGGCCACUCCGCCCUCGGGAGCCUCCACCCCUCACCUGCUCUCCAGCUUCACCAACCCCCAUGGGAUGGAGCCCGGAAGAACCAACGGAGGUCUCAUGGGUCUACUCGGGGUGUCCAAGCCCCCGAAGGACGGACGUCGGAAAAUCAAAGCGGAAAACGGCUCCUCGCUCUUGGUGGUGCCGUACCCAAUCCUGGCGUCCAGCAAUGACCAGUCCCCGAUCAGCAUCACUGCCAAAGAGAAAACCUACAGGUGUAAAGUGUGCCCGCUGACCUUCUUCUCCAAGUCGGACAUGCAGAUCCACUCCAAGAUACACACGGAGGCCAAGGCGUACAAGUGCCCUCAUUGCACCAAGACGUUCGCCAACGCUCCGUACCUGGCGCAGCACCUGCGCAUCCACCUGGGGCUCAAGCCGUACCGCUGCGCCUACUGCGAGAAGUGCUUUCGACAGCUCUCACACCUGCAGCAGCACACCAGAAUCCACACGGGCGAUCGUCCGUAUAAAUGCUUCCAACCCGGAUGCGAGAAAGCCUUCACUCAGUUGUCUAAUCUGCAGUCGCACCAGAGGCACCACAACAAAGACAAGGCGUUCAAGUGUUCCAACUGCUUCCGGGCGUACUCUGACGCGGCGUCGCUGCAGAUGCACCUUUCCGCCCACGCCAUCAAGAUGGCUCGGGCCUACUGCUGCAGCACGUGCGACAGGGCGUACACGUCGGAGACCUACCUCAUGAAGCACAUGUGCAAGCACGCGGCGGCGCAGCACGCGGGGCCUCGGAGGAGCGACGCCCCCCACCACCACCCCCGGACCGAUGCCUCGGACCUGAGCGCAGCCGCCAUUUUGUCCCGACAUCAUCUCUCUCUCUCCGUUUAGUAGGCAACGACCAUACGACUGAUGGACUCGGUAUGACCAAAAAAAAAACGAAAAACAAAAAAGUGCCAGAGUGUACUAAUAUCUUAUGAGGUACUACUUUCCUCUUUAUUAAUUUUAUAUAUAUAUAUAUAAAUAUAUAUAUAUUAUGUACAACCCCAAUUCCAAUGAAGUUGGGACAUUGUGUUAAACAUAAAUAAAAACAGUAUACAAUUAUUUGCAAAUCAUGUUCAACCUAUAUUUAAUUGAAUACACUGCAAAGACAAGGUAUUUAUUGUUCAAACUGAUAAACUUAAUUGUUUUUAGCAAAUAAUCAUUAACUUAGAAUUUUAUGGUUGCAACAUGUUCCAAAAAAGCUGGGAAAGGUGGCAAAAAAGACUGAGAAAGUUGAGGAAUGCUCAUCAAACACCUGUUUGGAACAUCCCACAGGUGAACAGGCUAAUUGGGAACAGGUGGGUGCCAUGAUUGGGUAUAAAAGGAGCUUCCCUGAAUUGCUCAGUCAUUCACAAGCAAAGAUGGGGGGAGGUUCACCUCUUUGUGAACAAGUGCGUGAGAAAAUAGUCGAACAGUUUAAGGACAAUGUUCCUCAACGUACAAUUUUAGUAUUCUGUUUUUAUUUAUGUUUAACACAAGGUCCCAACUUCAUUGGAAUUGGGGUUGUAUGUAUGUAUGUAUGCAGACACACAUACACACACACGCAUCUCGAUUAUGUCUAAUGAGCACUUUGAGGCCUGGAAAGGACAGACCUUUAACAUUUAUUGUGAUGUCACAGAUUGUUCUUUUUUUAUACGGUCCCUAACUUUUUUAAUGCUCGUUAAGGUAUCGUCUAUAUAUAGUACGCAUCUUACGUUUAUGUAAAUAUGAUGUACUGGGUUUUUGUAUCGUCUAUUUAUUCUUUUUGGCCACGUUCCCUCUGGAGAUCACUUAUGUUUUUGAUCAUGAAAACAUAAAACAAAACAAAAAAGUUCAAUCCAAAGGCCAACAUAUUAGGUGCACUCGCACAAUUUAAUAAGAUCCCCUAUAAGAGUUGUGUUAACAAAAUUUGCCUUUACAAAGACGAUAAUGACAAGUUUAACAAUCUGUUUAUUAUUGUGGUAGCCUUGUGAGUCCUAACACAAAAACAACCUAGGAUUGACUGUCAGCCUCUUUUUAAAGAAUAAAACAAUCAUAACGUCA